CCGCCGCCCGGCGGAGCUGCCCCGGCGAUCGCCCGCCCCGGUCCGGAGAGAGGGAGACCCGAUUUCUCCGGGGAGCGUUUCUGGCCGCGGUCGCAUGAAUGCCCAAUGUUGUAGACCGGUGGCAAUGGAUCUAGGAGUUUAUCAACUAAGACACUUCUCGAUUUCUUUCUUAUCGUCCUUGCUGGGCACCGACAACUCGUCCCUGAGGCUCGACAGUAGGUAAAUACGUCCUGGGCCCGGCGCUGGGCUGCAUUCCUAACUAACGCUCUCUUCUGCGUUUCAGGAUCUGGUAAAGAGUCACUUGAUGUACGCGGUAAGGGAGGAGGUGGAGGUCCUCAAAGAGCAAAUCAAGGAGCUGAUAGAGAAGAACUCCCAGCUGGAGCAAGAAAACACUCUGCUAAAAACACUCGCCAGCCCGGAGCAGCUUGCCCAGUUCCAAGCACAGCUGCAGACUGGUUCCCCGCCUUCCUCUUCCCAGUCGCAAGGGACAACGCAACAGCCUGCUCAGCCGGCAUCACAGGGGUCAGGGCCUUCAGCGUAGUUCAAAGCGUCAUUGCCGUCGUGAUCGCUGGCCUCUGGACUGCCCGGAGCAAGAAGGACUUAGCGGGAAUCCGCCACAGCCACCCUUCAUCCAUUUCAAUGCACACUGCAACCCAGACUGAGGACUCCGUGCCCUGCACGCAUCGGGAGAGUCUUUUCCCCCACCCCGUAUUACACUCUCAUCUGUCUCCCUCUUCCCUCCCUUCCCCCUUUGGCUUGAAGGAGUCUUUGUUCUUAGGUUGGUUGAAUAAAAUAAACUUCUUCCAGAGAAUUAGCACAAGUACACUGGGGACUUGAGCGGCUUCUGCAAAUGGCUGAGGAUCGAAGCUGCGUGCCUGCAUUUUUUUGUUUUGUUUUUAAAUCUUCCACUCAUCCAGUGAUAAAACUGAUACAAGUGCUUUUCGAGCUUGGAAAUAUGAAGAAAUAGACUGGAGUAAAAAGCGAUGGCUGAAUCCCCCAUAGUGGUGCACUGGGGUUCCAAAGUGAGGACUGGUGCAUAGGAUCUUAAGAGGAAGAGGGAGAAAGGUAAAUUCAGUGUUUAACACUUAAUUGUCACCUGAAACCUUAAGUGCAAAUAUUUGCACCGUUUUCUGAAGCAGUGGACAGGUGCAUAAAGCUGUAAUAUAUAUAGAAAGCAGGUAGGUGACGUACAGUUGGGUCAUAGGAUAAUUACAAUGAAGGUUAUUUGCCUACUGUAUAUUUGUGUAUUUAGUGUAAUUACUUUGUAAAAUAGAAAACUGUAACUAUUUAGGUUGUACAGAUUGAAGUUUAGUUGUUUCAUUGGCUGAUCUGAAGAAGUUUGGAAAGUUUUUUUGGGUUUUUUUUUUUUUUUUUUUUAAUGCUACAUAAAUAAGAAUGCACCUACGCAACUGUUCGAAUUUGGCAGAUUUAUGCUGUUUGUGUAAGUUCUGAAGUUCCCUGGCUGCUGAUUAUCUUGAAGUAAAUCUUUGUUCAUUGUAGUUUGGUUCAAGACAGGAAAAACCACUCCAAAAAUUAUCAAACCCUGCUAGCAAAGAAUUUAAAAAACAAAAAAAAAAAAAUUGGAUUUCCCAGUAUGGAUUUUUUGCAUAUGAUCUGUAUAGUAGUAUGCAUAUGUUUUUGUGCAUGUUCUCUAAACAGU
Egretta garzetta (little egret) is the source of this 1660-nucleotide messenger RNA. RefSeq names its product TSC22 domain family protein 1. The record is from RefSeq and is a predicted model, not a curated record. The transcript has 2 exons. Gene Ontology annotation, biological process: regulation of transcription by RNA polymerase II. Lineage: Eukaryota; Metazoa; Chordata; Aves; Pelecaniformes; Ardeidae.